AUGUCGAACAUAGACAUAGAAGGGAUACUGAAGGAGCUGCCAAAUGAUGGGAGGAUCCCAAAAACGAAGAUUGUGUGCACUCUAGGACCAGCUUCUCGUACUGUCUCCAUGAUCGAAAAGCUUCUGAAAGCUGGUAUGAACGUGGCUCGCUUCAACUUCUCACAUGGAAGCCAUGAAUACCAUCAGGAUACACUCAACAACCUCCGCACCGCUAUGCACAAUACCGGCAUUCUCGCUGCCGUCAUGCUUGAUACAAAGGGGCCUGAGAUUCGUACUGGUUUCUUGAAAGAUGGGAACCCUAUACAACUGAAGGAAGGUCAGGAGAUAACUAUAACCACUGAUUAUGACAUCAAAGGAGAUGAGACAACGAUUGCCAUGAGCUACAAGAAGCUGCCCUUGGACGUGAAGCCCGGAAACACCAUACUAUGUGCAGAUGGAAGCAUAAGUCUAGCUGUCGUGUCGUGUGAUCCCGAGUCUGGAACGGUUAGGUGCCGGUGUGAGAACACGGCCAUGCUUGGCGAAAGAAAGAACGUGAAUCUUCCCGGUGUUGUUGUUGAUCUCCCUACUUUGACAGAGAAGGACAUUGAAGAUAUUCUCGAAUGGGGUGUUCCAAACAGCAUCGAUAUGAUUGCGCUUUCGUUUGUCCGUAAAGGUUCUGAUCUUGUUAAUGUCCGCAAGGUUCUUGGAUCUCAUGCUAAAAGCAUCAUGUUGAUGUCAAAGGUUGAGAACCAGGAAGGAGUGAUUAACUUUGAUGAGAUAUUGCGGGAAACAGAUGCGUUCAUGGUUGCUCGUGGUGAUCUUGGGAUGGAGAUUCCGAUAGAGAAGAUUUUCUUGGCUCAGAAGUUGAUGAUCUACAAGUGUAACCUUGCAGGUAAACCAGUGGUCACAGCCACUCAGAUGCUGGAGUCAAUGAUCAAAUCACCAAGGCCAACACGUGCUGAAGCCACGGAUGUUGCAAACGCUGUUCUUGAUGGCACAGACUGUGUGAUGCUUAGCGGAGAGAGUGCAGCAGGAGCUUAUCCGGAAAUAGCUGUGAAAGUUAUGGCUAAGAUCUGCAUUGAAGCCGAGAGCUCGCUUGAUUACAACACAAUCUUCAAAGAGAUGAUCAGAGCAACUCCGCUUCCAAUGAGCCCACUGGAGAGUCUUGCAUCAUCCGCUGUACGGACUGCAAACAAAGCGCAUGCGAAGCUCAUCAUUGUGUUGACUCGUGGAGGUUCAACCGCUAAGCUUGUAGCUAAGUACAGACCAGCUGUUCCGAUUCUGUCUGUGGUUGUCCCGGUUAUGACCACCGAUUCCUUUGACUGGACUUGUAGUGACGAGUCACCUGCAAGGCAUAGUCUGAUUUACAGAGGUUUGAUCCCUAUGUUGGCUGAAGGGUCUGCAAAGGCAACAGAUAGCGAGUCCACGGAAGUUAUCAUUGAAGCUGCUUUGAAGGCUGCUACACAGAAAGGACUGUGCACCCAUGGUGAUGCAGUCGUGGCGCUUCACCGUAUUGGAGCUGCCUCGGUUAUUAAGAUCUGUGUGGUGAAGUAA
Microthlaspi erraticum is the source of this 1533-nucleotide messenger RNA. The record is from the annotation of a GenBank genome assembly. Lineage: Eukaryota; Viridiplantae; Streptophyta; Magnoliopsida; Brassicales; Brassicaceae.